UCUUUUAUAUAUCAAUUGAACUAAGCUUUAGAGUCCAAAUUCAUGAAAGCAACCUUAGACAAAAAUAUAGAUAUCAUUACACACACAAAAAAGGAAAGACAAUAUAUGAAACAAAAAAGAAAACAAAAACAUAUUUUUGUUUGUUUUGGGGGUAAGGAAUCGAAGUGGGCCUUCGAGUAUGCUUGUACCUUAUUGAUUCAAUGAAUACGGUUAUUGUACUAUUGAUUGACGCACAAAAUACAUACGUAUAGUAAGGGGCUUACCACAAGGAAGCGAAAACGUCAACAAACGACGUGAGUCAAAAUUUAUUUUAAAUCCCCCUAUGCCAUAAUGACGUCACAGUAAUUUUAAUUUAAGGACAGAUGCUCAGAAAUACUCAAAAUUUGGACCUAUUAAUAUUCUUUCCGAAAGCAGAAAUUUAGUGUAUCGGGCCUUAAGGCCUUAACACACAAAAGAAAGCACGAGAAAAUGUUGUCAGUACAAUGGCGCUAACAAUUUACAUUUUCCCCGAGUUGAAGUUUACUCUGUAUUCCCAGAAGGUUUAAACCUUAGUUCAAUGCUUUUUGACCUAACCUCAACCCGACGAGUAUAGCCUAAUCGAUCCCUGUUUUGAAAGGACACCAUUUUCAAAAAUUUACACAUUCGUGCAUCAUCACAUUCGUGUCAARAGAGUGACACUAUUAAUUGAUUUCUUUUUCCGGCCUUAAUCGAAUGAUCUAUAAAGAGCGGCGUUUCAAGUACUCUUAUUGUUUUUGUGCUAUAGUCAAUGGAUGAGAGUUUAAUUGAUUUUUUUUGUCUACAAUGCCAAUCAACGAAUAAAAGACCUAUUGAGCUUAUUUAUCCGGCAACUAAAGAUAUUUAACCUUUUUAAUUGAUGAGGAAGGCUACAUGAUUGUAAUUUUGACGGCCAUACGGAAGAUUCAAAGUGGAAAUAAGAAACAAAAGAAGUUUCUUUUCAAAUGCCAGCUGCUUGUUUUUAUAAAGUUGAAUCCCUGACGCAUUUGAUUCACUUUGGAGCUGAACAUUUGCUAUCGACUACUACCUUGACUCUAGAGCUUAAAAWACAUGGGGUCUGUCGGUCACMAAAACCAUACCCAGAUCCCUGUCGCUUUUUGCAUUAGAGCUUUCAAUUUCUAUAAUGAUGGACUAUCCAUUACUGGACUWACAGUAUAUUCAAUAACWUUUCCUCCGACUGUCUUCCUGAACGUUUUGGUUCUUUUAGGUGUUUAUAAGGCUACCUCUCUACACACACCGAGCAACACCCUUCUUUGUGGAUUGGCUCUSUGUGAUUUUGCAACAGGGGCAUUGGUGGUGCCUUUGAAUAUUGCUUUGAUUAUAGCUCAGCGUCAAAAUGCCUCUUCUCUUUAYUGCAUUUUGCAGACAAUUACUUCAAGGCUCACAGGGGUUUUCAGUGGCAUCUCGUUCAUCACAGUUACAUUAAUCAGUGUGGACCGAUUGAUAGCUCUAAGGUUUCAUUUGAUGUAUUCUACAGUGGUAACUGUUCCAAGAGUUCUGUCGGCUUUGUUGCUCACAUGGUUGGUAUUCUUCGUUUUUGUGGUGUUGACCAUUUGGAUCGGAUACCUACCGUUCCUAUGGUGUUUUGCCAGUGCUAUUGUGCUAUGCCUCGUGAUCUGUACMGUCAAUAAUUCGUUAAUUUUACGAAUUUUACGGCGUCACCGCGUAAGCAUUCAGAGCCAACAGCAGCAAGUUCAGGCCAAUGAGAACAAUGACAAUACCAAUAUGGCAAAUAGAAAGAAAACUUCAAAAACCAUGCUUUGGGUGUAUUUGGUGUUUGUAUUGUGCACUGUGCCAUUUAGCAUGAGGGUAAUGAUAUCACCUUUUUCUUCGGGAGGCGGAAAAACGUCAAUAAUAGCAUCCAUUUUGGCUGGAACAGCAAAAUAUUUGAUGCUGGCGAAUUCCCUCUUCAAUCCAAUCUUCUAUUGCAUCAAGAUGCGUUACAUUCGUCGGCAAGUUCUUCAACUUCUACCUACUGGCCUUCAGUCCGUUCUUCACGUCGAACGUACCACCUCCACUACUUGAACAAAACAUGGAAGGCAGUAUGUAUACAACACUGAAUAUUGCUACCCCGCAAUUAGUAAAGAUUGUUUCCUGAUAUUCUGGAAGAGUGCCGAAACAACACCAACACCAACAACAGCAGCAACAACAACAACAACAUAUAAAUGAUGUAAAUAAAAUAAMAUAAAAACAU
Messenger RNA from Exaiptasia diaphana, 2209 nucleotides. RefSeq names its product trace amine-associated receptor 1-like. The coding region runs from base 1066 to 2040 and encodes 324 amino acids. Gene Ontology annotation, biological process: G protein-coupled receptor signaling pathway. NCBI's taxonomy places the organism in Eukaryota, Metazoa, Cnidaria, Anthozoa, Actiniaria, Aiptasiidae. The record is from RefSeq and is a predicted model, not a curated record. The transcript has a single exon. Gene Ontology annotation, cellular component: membrane. Gene Ontology annotation, molecular function: G protein-coupled receptor activity.